Penicillium bovifimosum is the source of this 1677-nucleotide messenger RNA. Its product is annotated as putative CUE domain protein. The transcript is spliced from 2 exons. The record is from RefSeq and is a predicted model, not a curated record. Gene Ontology annotation, cellular component: nucleus. NCBI's taxonomy places the organism in Eukaryota, Fungi, Ascomycota, Eurotiomycetes, Eurotiales, Aspergillaceae. Gene Ontology annotation, biological process: DNA alkylation repair; DNA repair. Gene Ontology annotation, molecular function: zinc ion binding; dioxygenase activity; ubiquitin binding. Bases 1 to 1677 code for a protein of 558 amino acids.
AUGCUGGGCUCCAGGCGCUACGAUACCCAGGUUGGUCCCACAUUGGGAUAUAGCAACCCAACGCCAGAACCAACACAGUAUACAUCUCCAGCCAAUCUAUUCCUGGAAGAAGAAGUCUACCAACUCGGAUCGUGUCCAGGCGUCAGGUCCUUACCCCCAGGCGCAGAGCGCGACUUUCUCACUCUAUCAUGGGGUCCUAUCGUUUACCGUACCUCCUAUGCCCCCGAAACAAAGCGUCUCCUACCCGUAUUUCUCCGCUGUCUCAACGACGCCGGCGAGGAGUCGGAGCCAAACCACGUCUCAUCGGACCUUUCUGAAGACUCCACCGACAUCAAGAUAGCAAUACUACUAUCGCUUUUCCCGAACAUCAAACAAGAGGAAUUAUUGGAGAUUCUCGUUUCCUGUGAGGGAUCGGUGGAGAAUGCAUCUGCACUGCUCUCUGCGAAGGAUGCUACAUUAUGCACGCCCGUCAAUGCAAAGCGAGUUGCGAGUAGCUCAUCACUUGGAGUGCAGACAUCACUCUCAUCGCAUAUCCUCGCAACGGCUGAAGAUGGAAGCAUGAAACCAAUCCGUGAAGUUACAAGCCAGAAAAAGCCUCUACCUCCAAGAAAGGGCAAAACACUACAUCUUUACUCGCCCGAGGAUAUUGCAGCCUACACGCCUUGCACUAUCAUCCACAACUUCCUUCCGGCCAAAGAAGCAAAUGCGCUUCUGGUUGAGUUGUUGGAUGAAUCAAAACACUUCACUCGGGACAGUUUCCAGCUGUUCAACCGCACCGUUCAGAGUCCCCAUACGCAUGCUGUCUAUGUCUCCACGCCCGAAGAGCACCGGCAACAGACUUCAGAAUACACUUACGGAGGAACAUAUCGCUCAAAUGUGCGUCAGGCAACGCCACAACUACGAGUAGUGUCACGCCAAGUACAGAAGGUCGUCAACGAGGAAAUCAACAAACGGAUCCGAGACGUCUACCCAGACGGAAAGAAGCUACAAUACCAGUCACCAAAGGAGUGGCGGCCAAAUGCAGCUUUCGUCAACUGCUAUGAUGGACCGAAUGAAAGCGUGGGAUAUCACUCAGACGAACUCACCUAUAUCGGCCCCCACCCGGUGAUAGGAAGUCUGAGCUUAGGCGUGGCACGAGAAUUCCGAGUCCGUCGAAUAGUACCCCGAGAGGAGGAGGCGGCUUCUACAGAACCCCAUGACAAUAAUCACACAACCUCGCUGCCAGACUAUCCACAGAAGCGGACAGGGCCAGCCGAGCGGAUAGAAGCCGAAGGCCAGAUCUCAAUCCAUCUUCCUCACAAUUCCCUCCUGGUCAUGCACGCAGAGAUGCAAGAGGAGUGGAAACACUCUAUCUCUCCCGCGCAGAAUAUCUCACCACAUCCGAUUUCCGGUAACCGACGGAUUAAUAUCACGUAUCGAUGGUAUCGCGAUACUCUUCACCCGCGCUUUACUCCGCGGUGCAAAUGUGGCGAGCACACGAUUCUCCGAUGUGCACAACGCAACCAGGACACGCGAGGAAGGUAUAUGUGGAUGUGCUAUGCUGGCUUUGCACCGGGAAAGGAAGGCUGUUCUUUCUUCCAAUGGGCCGAGUUUGAUGAUGAUGGGGAUCCGGUGUGGGCAAAGAAAGCGUUGGCGGAUGAUGCCCCUGCUUUGACCGAUUUUUCGGCAUCUCAAUGA